AUGACGGCCGCUCCAGACCCAGAGGAAAUCCUUCGUUCAACGAGAGGAAAGGAAAAUUUCCAGCGCAUUACACGACUUUUAAUAAGUGGAGGGACCAGCCUGCUGAGGGAGACUUUUGACUCCAUAUGUCCUCCAAGUAAUCUUCCUACGAUUCUCAGCAAUCCAGUAACAAAGAACCAGCUAAAAGCUGCAAAACUCACCAUGCCACAGUGGCACUGUCUUUGUCCUUCGCCAGGGGUGUACGGCAAGUCAGCAGAUUUUGAUGUCACUCUGCUAUUCCGUUUACUAAGGACAAUAUGCAACCUCACCCCUCCCUCCACAGGAUGGGAUGCACUACCACUUAGUGCAGAUCACAGUUUAGCAGCUGAUGUAACAAGAAUGAAGUAUUACCGAAACUCAGUCUAUGGUCACGUGGGCCAAGGCAUGGCAAUCAGAGAUAGUGAGUUUUUAACACUUUGGAAAGAAAUCAGUGAAGCUCUUGUGAGGAUUGCUGGGCAGAUCAGUUCUACAAGGAAAACUGCAUGGCAAGGAGCCAUUGAUAAAUAUUUGACAGAUCCUCUUACGACUGAAGAUGAACGAAAUGUGCAAGAACUUAAGGCAUGGUAUAAAAAUGAUAUAGAGAUCAAGAAUUCCAUAGAUGAAGUCAGUGAACGGAUAAGUCGUUUGGAGGUAGGGUAAAAGUAAGCAAUAAAAGACAAACAAAACAAAACCCAAAUAUUAAUUGACAUUUCUGUUGUAGAGAGAACUUUAAAGCUUCCAAAUUCAAUAGAUUUGUGCUUUUUGAUAAAGCUAAGGAGUUACUGGGUUAUUUUUAACUCGUGGGUACGCGCGAGCGUACCACGAGUUAUUGCAGGGACAGGGAAUGCAAAUGAGUCGCUCGGUCACUCGUAGUAGACGCACUUCGUAAUUAAUCGGGUCCGAACUCGAGAGCGCGAAGAUCUAUCGUUUCCAAAGAAGCACGCGCUCGCCGAAGUUCGGUGGCAUCAAAUUCCUCGCUGAGAGCGUGCAUCGUGCGCUACAGCACGGUUAGAGGAUAGAGGUCUUACCAAAUUUAAGACACGUAGGAAUCUUUCAGAUUAGUACGAUUCAAGAGCCUUUGACUCGUCCAGGCGUUAAACUUGACGAGAAGAUGAGCAUUUGCUCUUCGACUCCUUCAACUUCGAGGCUGGCUUGAUCUCCUACCUUGUAGUAAUGUAGUAGGUUAUAAUUAUGUGUGUGAACGAAUGUAAGGUAAAUAAAGGCACUUCUUCUCCUUUUUAAGGACUCCCAAAGAUCACGGGGGAAAUGGAGGUGAUUUUGAGCAUUAGUUUUAAAAUGACAGCGGAAAUCGAGAUAAGAAAACAUAAGCUGAUGUUUUGCUUCCUACUUCGUGGAGGAGUUGUGUCGGCUUUGUAUCGCAUAUGUUCUUUCAUUGCCAUGAAAUGCGUUUACAUUGUUUUUUACCGUCAGUAGCCUGGUUUCAGUUAGCCUUAAUUUCAUCCGAUUGCUUCGAGUCGUUUUUUCAAUCGGUUAAGUAUGGCUCGAUAAUUUGCCGGCGGAAGUUCCAUGGAAAAGGCAUUAAAUUUGAGACUUUUCCACGUCACGCGAUCAUCCUCAACGGCAUAGUGGCUAUGUGGGGUCGAGUUAACCCGAAGGUUCUGGGUUCAAAUUCUGCUAUGAUCGUUCUUUUUGCCUUCUUCCUUUUUUUUUUCUUUUUUGUUUUGUUUUGUUUGUUUAUUUGUUUGCUGUUUUGUUGUUGUUUUUUUUGUUUUUAAAUAUAUACCUAAAUAACUGUUAAUAAGUAACAAUUAUUCACCGAAGUGGAGGUGGCUAGUAGUGGGUAUUUACCGAACGGCCGCGGUCGUCGUUUUUUCUUGGCGACAAAUAAAACUUUUGAGGGCGUUUGUUUAGCUCUUGCGGGGACAUUUCUUCAAAAGGAGUUGUGAAUUCUUUUUGCAUUUAAAAUCGUUCUGUAAAAAAGAUAAUUAAAUUUAGUUUUAAGCUUAUUUAUUGACAAGUCAACUGAAUAAAGUAACGCAAGGCUUAAGCAAGCAAGGCUUAAUUUGCAUUCGUAAAGAAAAAACUUUUCCACCGGUUUUAUCGAUAAAUUCAAGUCAAAAAGACAAAGCUUUACCUGUUAAAACUUCCAAACCGAACCUUGUCACCUUCUUCAUGUAUUUUGGGAAUAGCUUGAUUGAUCAGUUGUGAAAUUUCUUAGUUGAGGGUCUCAAUGGGGUUAACCGAUAGGCGUAAAACGGCCAACAAUUUAGUCGAUAGCCUUAAAAAUUGACAUAUUUUAACUCUUAGCCGUAAAUAGGGUAAAAAACAGUUAACCGUAAAAGAAAUUGUUCCCUAGAUUUGUUAUUUUUAAGGAAGGUGAUAAAUUCACUUAUAGUUGCGUCUUUUUAUUCCCUGGCUACUUUUACUCCAUACGCACGUUAGGCCAAGCUCCUUUUAGGUGUUCACCUAGACCUAGGCUCCAUUGCCGCCGCUCACUCGAAGAACCAAGUUUCCAUAGGGAAAAUCUGGCUUCUUGCUGAGGAUUAAUAUCUGUGAUUUUAAGGAGGUCGUGCCCUCGAUAUUCUAGUGAAACAACACGCAGAGAUGUCACUGUUUGUAAAACAUGUUGCUGAUAAACAACAAUUCCCUGUUUUUCUCUGACGCUACGGUAGACAUUGCCAUGCCUAGUGCCUGUACGGCGUCUUCCCACGCAAUCUCGGUCAAGGCAUUUCGGUGGCAUACCUGAGGAAAAAAAACUCGCUCGGACCACGUGACCCGGAAUGCAUUAGCCGUGCGGAAUAAUGAGGCCUGUGAUACGGACAAGUCACGGCAGGCAGUCGUUCUGUACAGUCCUUUCUGUAUCAUUAAAAACACUGGACGCGGGAAUAUUGUUGUUGGCCAUUUUCACACUAGAGCUAGAAAAUGGAUCAUCCGUCAGACACUAGCCUGUGUCCAGUCGCCUAGCCUGCGAAAACAUCCGUUUCUCCUCGCUCUUCGCCGCUGGGGACGUUUCGCGAGGAGGAACGUCUGCGACUCAGCGACAGAAAUUCCAUACUGAUGACGUAAAAUCUGUCCAGAAUCCGGUCAGAAGCGCUGAUUGGUCGACGGAGUAGUUACAUUGUUUUAGCUAUUGUUUACGAAUGACAGACAAAAGACAAAAGGCCACAGAGGUCAAAUGUAAACGCGAAGAAUCUCUAGCAAAACAGUCAAUUUUUGUAGAAUAUACUCUUCUCUAGGAGAAGUAUUUGAGUUUUGCUGGACCUCCUUAGCAGAUGAACACAAAAAUUUACCAAAAUCGACCAGAUGACACGUAAAAUUGUACAAAUUUGUAUUUGGAACCCCAUGACCACCCGAUUUAUUAUGCAAACAUUGAUUUGCGUCAUCAGUAUGGAAUUUUUGCCACUAAGUCGCAGACGUUCCUCCGCGCGAAACGUCCCAAGCGACGAAGAGCGAGGAGAAACGGAUGUUUUCGCAGGCUACCAGUCGCCCCCUCCCCCGCAAACACCCCUUUCCGUUUUUUUUUGUUCUGAAGGGAGGGGGCGGCUGUACACAGGCUAUCUAGAACGGAUAAUCCAUCUUCAAACUGUCCGUCAAAAUUGGCGGAUAAAGUCAGACAGUUUGUUCACUCAAAAUUAAAACCGUUCCAUUUUCAAAUUAAGACGUAUUACCUAUCUGGCGCGAAUUAUCAAAUGGAUAACCCGUCUCACAUGAAUGAUCUGUUUCUGUUGUGAAAACGGCCAUUUCUGUUAUAAAUGAAUUCGCGCCCCGGCCUUGAGUUGAGCGUUCGCGUGUCUGCUUUUGCUUUUUCACAAAGAUUAUUUUUAUAUUGACUGUUGACAUUUCUAUGCGUAAAAUAAUAUUAGAAGUGGAAUACUGUAUGAAGCAUGAUCUAUUAAAUGUUGAAAUGUUUCAAAAGAAUAGCUUAUUUCAUCCCGAGAUGAUCCUAAGACUUUAUUUUGCUUUAAAGUUAGAAAAAAUACAGGUUUAUUAAUAUUUAACUCCUUGAAACAAAAGGAAUUAAUUUUUAACUUUUUUGUUAACCGUAACUGAAAAAAAUUUGCCGAUAGCCGUAAAUUAGCCGAAAUUUUAGCCGAUAACCGUAAAAGCCACCACCCCAUUGAGACCCUCUUAGUUUGUUACGGCAGCAAACCGGGAAGGCAUUUUGCUCGCAACUUACGCGAGUUUGGCGGCGCUCGCUGGGAGGAAGUGGAGGUGAAUCAGUGAAUAGUAUUGUGUUUCCAGAUUUAUAAUCUGAAUUUCUAUCGUUUCCUAAAAUUUACUGUGGGAAAACCAGAGGUGAUAACUAAUUGAUUAUUUUCUAAACAACGUACCCACGAGUUGACGAUAGUCUUUCUUUGAUUAAGUUUACUGAUUUAGUGCAACAUUUAUGUAAAGCAUCUUCUAUUUUGUCCCAGAUAUGGUGACUUAUGACACUUUGAAUUUUACACUCAGACAGCAUUUCAUGAAGGAACAGAUUUGAUGGAGGCAACAGUUUGUCAGGAAGCAAAAGAAAUUAAAGAUCAACUGGAAGAGAUGAAUCAGUCGAUAGACACACUCGCCUCUUCAAGUGCUGCAACAAACCUGUUAGAAACAGCAGUUCGUCACGAGGCAAAAGAAAUUAAAGAUCAACUGGAAGAGAUGAAUCAGUCGAUAGACACACUCGCCUCUUCAAGUGUUGCAACAAACCUGUUAGAAACAGCAGUUCGUCACGAGGCAAAAGAAAUUAAAGAUCAACUGGAAGAGAUGAAUCAGUCGAUAGACACACUCGCCUCUUCAAGUGCUGCAAAACAGUCAUCUAGGGGUGAGUUUCUUUAAACAUUGCUUCUUUGCUCAGUGAACCGAGAGUUACCCAAUUGUUGUCACCUCUAUUAAGCGGCGACCAUGCGCUUGAUACACUUACUUUGCCUUUGUGUUAAGAAUGAAAGAAAGUAUAAUCCGAGAUAGACGGUGACGACCGAUUGUGGGCCAAUUUUGUUCCCCGUCACUCACGUGUUUGUUUUAAAAUAAAGUGAUGUUUCUUCUAAAGGUUAUUUUAUGACGAACUUCUAUUGAGCCGCCAAACUUUAAUUUUUCGGCCACAUGUCGGUUCCCCCGAGGAUAGCCGCUUAAUGGAGGUUCAACUGCGGAAUUAAAAAACAAAUAAAGAGAACAUGAUCAUGGCAGUGAAAGAAGCGAGUUUGCGAAAAAAAGCCUGAAAAAUUAAGGCUUGCCGGGAUUUGAUUGGGGCUUGUCAUUUUUUGUGGAGUGAAAUGGAGAAACAGGUUACAAUCACAUUUGGUCGUUUAUACCACCAUUAAGGUGGCUCGAUACUCUACAGUUUUUCAGGGUCAAUACCUCCCAAGUUGGAGCAUAAACUACGUCGCCAUAAACAAAGAUUUCGGGAAAAAUUGCCACCACAAUUGUAUUAGAUAAAGCACAGGGAGCCCACACAAUCUGUUUGUGUAGCCGAUUGUUAUUUUAUAGUAAAUGUACUGGAUUUACUGUUUGCUUCACCUACUAGUAUAGCGAUAUAUCGCUAACUAUGUAAAUCAAUGAUAAAUAAACGUUGAAUUACCGUACCUGUGGUAUAUAGUCGUCGUUUUACCUCAAAAGCGGUUUUUUGAGCGAUUUUGAAGGAAUUUGAAUUCGCCGUCGACUGUUCCUUAUAAUAGAAGGAAGGGUCCUUCUAUUAAAAGGAACAGUCAACGGCGAAUUCAAAUUCCUUCAAAAUCGCUCAAAAAACCGCUUUUGAGGUAAAACGACGACUACAUACCACAAAUAAGGUAAUUCAGCGUUUAUUUAUCAUUGAUUUAUAUACAUAGUUAGCGACAUAUCGCUAUAGGUGAGGCAAACGGUAAAUUGAGAACAUUUACUAUAAAAUAACAAUCGGCUACACAAACAGAUUGUGCGGGCUCCCUGUGGAUAAAGAUGAAAAAGUGUUAUGACCAGGGUUGCAAUGACACCGGAGUUGUCAUAGCAAGGAAAUGACGCCACCACCUAUUUUACUUGCAGCAGUAUUUCUCGGCACUGGGAAUUCUUCUUCCGAAAUCGUUCAUGGGAGCUUUUUCCGCCUAUAACCGCCUCGACGUUCAUGAAGUUUAAGCGAAAUCUGUAAGAGCGUUAUCGAGAUCUUUUGGGGUAAGGUUUUUUUGGUUAGAAAUAAGGUACAAAAUGGACAAUCUUGAUGUUCGGCUGUUAUCUGUAAAAAAACGAAGCGCUUUUGACAUACAAUUUCACCUCAUAGUAGUUUCAAUCAUUUUGCAAACGUGUGUGAAAAAUCAUUGAGGUAGCUCCAGCCGAAACUAGAAAGAAGGAUUUGAUAAGUAUGUAUCGAGGCUGUUAGUUUGUUAGUAAUUUUGUAAACGUUUUGGUCUACACUUUAACAAAUUAGCGAAUAAUUUUUAAACCGCGCGAUAGAUUUUUGUUAAAAAUUUAAGAUUCUUGAGAUUAACCGUCCUUUUACAUUACUUUUUAGUUUCAGAUUAUUGAUGUAUUCUAAUGCAGUCAAAUAACAGACUUUUUUUAUGUCAUUAGCUCUUCUUAGAUUAAAGAUUGACUGCGAGGCCAUUUCUGGACCUGGUCUACAACAAGGAACUACGGUGAUGAUAGGGCAGCCACAGGAAUCCCAAGGAGUAAUCAAGCAAGGUGCAGUUGCACCGGUCACCUCAAGUCAGUCACAAGAGUCAAACACAACCGCUUCCCUAAGCGGAAAUGUCACAAACGGUGCCAUUCCUUCCCCACAGCAAAUUCUGAGUUUAAUUGCCUCAAAGUACCUUAACAACUUAAACCCAUCAACACUGGAAGAUUUUAAUGGUUUCAUAGAGUACAUGGAAAAGGUACGAAAAGUAAUGAUUGUUGACUGCAGCCCAGGAAGCUUGAUAAUCACAGUGGAAUGCAGUUCUUUGGAGAUCCUUGAAGAACUUUGGCAAGACUAUUGUACAGGUAAUCUUGGUCGAGUGGUGCAGCAAUACCUAGUAACGGAGGAUCUUCUAAAAGAACUUGGACUAACGGAGGUAAAACUGAUCAUGACCAUCGACGAAAAAGACUACAGAGAUUGUCAAAAGUACUUAGCAGGGGGUAGGUAUGAUCUACAUGAUACACCCAUGGGACACCCAUGUUACGGUACAACCGAGUUUAAAACACACUUCAAACCUACUAAUCUUUGGAUCGAGAAAUUUUGAAUGAGAAGACGAAUAGAAAGAGAAACAAACGAGUUUAGACAGAGAAAAUGUAGCUUACAUUUUUUAAAUUUAAUAUCUAAAGACCAAACCACGAGAGAAGCCAAUCAACAGAAAGUUGCUUAAAGGUGCAAAAAGAAGAUAACCGAAAUGGUGUUUUGUCAGGGCACGCGCCUAAAGGGAUCUAUAAGUGAAUCAAAUACAUUUUUUAUCUUUCUAUCAACGGUUCAUAUUUUGUUGUGUAUAAGUUAACUGAGGGAGCCCAUUCCUCAUAAGCCCGGUGGUUUCCCUUGGACUUUCUCGCCAUUAGCUUUUAAAUCUUUAGAUAUUUCUUGUUUUUAUGUACAUCCUUAUGGCAAAACAAUCAAAAUGUAAUCUAUGUAGCUUGCAUUUUCAAAGGACUAGGCCAUGAGGUGAACGGAAAAGUUCAUAAAAAUGGAAAAGAAGAUAACCGAACAAAUUCACUGAUUGGUCGAGCUCUUUCCUUUUAGAGUUUAGACAAAGGAAGUGCCCUUUUUUGUGUUUGCACCUGCACCUGCACCUAUCCCGUAGUCAGGGCGCAACGGACCUAGCAACCCUUUCCCCCCAUUUGAUUUUGUUUUCAGCUUCUCUAAGGACGUCGCAAAACUUUAACCCAGUCCACUCAGGUUCUUUUUUCGGCCUCUUCUUCACCUCCUUGCACCGUUCCUUGUAAAAUUGUCUUGGCAAGUCCUGCUGAACUUGGUAGACGCCCCAACCACUUUCACUCGCGUUUCUUUACCGUGGUUAAGAUGUCAUCAUAGGGCCCGAUCGAUAGCUUGCUUGAAUCUGUCUCUGCACAGUAAUUUUUAAGGAGUUAUUAUAACUCCAAAAUUGGAGUAAAAAUUUUAGGUACAGGAUAACCCCUUUUUGGGGGUUACUUUAACUCGUAAUUUAACUCCAAAUUUGGGGUCAUUUUUACUCCUGAAAAAGAGUUCUUUUACUCCCAGUCUGGAGUCAAAAUAACUCGAAAAAAUGGGGUUAUUUUACUCCUUGCAUGGGUUGUUUUUACUCUUUUUGGAAUUACUUUAACUCUGAAAGUGGAGUAAAAAUUUUAGGUAUAGCAUAACUCCUUUUUAGGGGUUACUUUGACUCCUCAAUAUCUGGGGUCAUUUUUACUCCUCAAAAAGAGUUCUUUAAACUCCUUUUUGGAGUUAAAAUGACUCCCCAAAAAAUAACUCCACUGUAAGGAGUUAAAUUAACCCCACUAGAGAAGUUAUUAUAACUCCUUGAAAAUUACUGUGUGACUGCAUCGUUGAUGAUGUGGUCUCUGUAUGAUACGCCAAGCAGUUUCCCAAAGCAUCACAUCUCGAUGGCCUUCAAUUUCUUCAGGAUGUCCGCUGUCAAUGUCCAGGUUUUUAGGCGUACAACAGUACUGAAAUAACCAGGGAGAGUAUAAGUCUGAUCUUUGAGCUUAAGGGGAUAUACCUUUCGUUCGAGAUGGUCUUCAGUCUCGCUAGUGCUGCUUUUGUCUGUGUAAUUCUGGACAGUACUUCAGGCUUGGAACCUUGAUCUAUGACGACUGCGCCCAGAUACUUGAAGCCUUCAACCUCGUCCAAUGUUUCACCGUUGAUUCUAAUGUAAAUGCUGGUGCGAUUAAUGUAAUUGGCAAAACGUAAGUUGGUAUUUGUUCUGUUUUCGAUUCUAACUGUUCCUUGGUGAUCUUCUAGUGCGUCAGUCAUAAUUCUCUCCAGAAAGACGUUGAAAAGAGUCGGCGAGAUUAAACACUCUUGUCUGACUUCGACUGUGGUUCUGAACCAGUCUCCUAUGGCGCCAUUAAGGUAGACUACACUAGUGGCCUUGUUGUUGAGGUUUUCAGUGGCUUGGAUCAGGUUCGUAUUAAUAUUAUAAAGCCUUAUAGUAGACCAUUGGUCUUCAAAGACGUGAUAGAGGUCUUGAUGUUGCAGGUACUUCUCACACAGUAUCGUAAGAUUGAACAUCUGUUCUGUGGUACUGCGUCCUGGUCUGAAGCCUACCUGUUCUUCGGCGACGAUUGAGUCAGCCUGAGGCUUUAGCCCGUUUAACAGCACCUUCAGCAUGACUAUACUAAGCUGGCAUACUAGGCUGAUUGUGCGGUUGUUCUUGCACUGUUGAAGGUUACCUUUCUUGGGAAGUGAAGUGAUAAGAGACUGGGUCUAUGGUAGGGACCACUGUUCUGUCUGCCAUACCUUAUUGCAGAUUUUAUGCAAGGCGCUUAUCACGGCAUCUCCUCCUGUCUGAACCAGCUCCCCUGGAAUAUUGUUUAUCCUUGAAGAUUUUUCCUUCUUAAGCGAUUUCACAGCUGGUUCGUCCUCUUCCUGCAAUAUUGGGUAGUUAUCAUUGUUAUUUACUGGUGAGACAAUCAGUACCUCUGGAUCGAGCAGCAACUGCCUUUUCAACAAGCCUCGAUACUACUUUUAAGUUCGAGAUAGGACGAAAGUUUUGGAACUGUUCAAAGUCAGCAUCAGAUUUUUUCAAUGUGGGCGAUAAUAUAGCAACCUUCAGAGCAUCGGGCACAACACCAGUCGAUAAGGACAGAUUGAUGAUCCUCGUAAUAGUAGGAAGUAAUACGGUAAGACAGCCAUUCAAAACUACCUCAGGUAGAGGAUCAAGUUCACAAGAUUUAGAUAGUGGUUUCCUUGAAAACUUUUUUAUUUCCUCCAGGAUAACCUGAGCAAAGUUACAGAACUCUGCACCACAAACUUUGACCUCAGGAGGGGAAGACCUAACGCGUAAUUUCCUUUCAACAGGCCCAUUAUCAAUCUUGCUGGUAAAGAAAUCGGCAAAUGAAUUUGCCAGGGCAGUAUCAUCAGAAGAAGGAGGAUAACGCUUUUUGGUUGAUUUUUGCAAUGACUUUCCAACAGUCUUGAACAAUAUCCUCUGAUCUGAUGAAUGUUCAUCAAUGACGUCAGUGUAAUAUGUCGACUUUAGUGACUCAAUCAAAUUAUUGACAACGUAGCACUGAUGAACGUCUUGCUCACGAUCACAUAGUAACCUAGUCGAACGCCACUUUCGCUCUAACCGCCCUCGGAUGUUUUUCUGUACAACCACUUCCGGCUUAUACCAGGGAGCACUAUAAGUCGUAAUGUUACUGUUCGCCAUUUUAAAGGGGCAUAGAGAUCCAAGAGGGAUCGCAAUACGUUGUCAUAUUGAUCCACAAGAGCGUUGAGUUCAACAGCUUGAUCCUGUAGCAAAGUAGAAGUCAAGAUAUCUUCACAAAAGCAUUCAUUAUCCAAAGAACGCAGUUUCCGAUAGUACAGCUUUUUCUUCGUGAAAUGCGGUUUUUGUACACGCAGGCUACAAUGAACCGUACAGUGAUCUGAGAUUACAGGGUCGAAAAUCUUGAUUUCAGUAACGAGAGGAUUAUCUUUUUUAGAAAUUACAAGAUCCAAAGUGUGUCCGUUAGCGUGAGUUGCUCCAGUGACGUGUUGUUUUAGGUUGCAAGAUUCAAGAAUUUCAUUAAAGCGGUUUGCAGAGAUGCUACAGGGGUCAUCAACAUGUAAAUUGAAGUCACCAGAUAUAAGUAAGUGACCCGUGGACUCAGCCAUAAUUUGUUGCAGAAGCACUGAGAAUUCUUCAAGAAAUAGCACACAUGAGGUGUUAUCAGGAGGGCGGUAAAUAAGCAGAACUCUAAUGGAUUGAAGACUUCUAAAGUGAAUAUCAAUGAGUUCAAAUGUCGUAAAGGUAUCGGUGAUGUGACUGUUUACUGGAGAGUGUCCUUAAAUAACAAACCAACACCUCCACCUUGGGAAUGACCCCUCGGAACAUGUAAAAAUCUACAGCCAGUUGGACAUAGGGUUCUAAUCUCAACAUCAUCAAUGUUACCAGGACGCAGCCAAGUUUCAGUGAGAGCCAAAAUAUCAAUGUCUUGAUCAACCACGAGGUCUUUAACUUCCAUUGCCUUGUUCUUAAUGGAUCUAACGUUAACAACACAAAACUGAACACAGCGACAGUCAAUUUUGGGGGGAAGAAUCGGUUGUAGUUACUGAUAUUAAAUUAUUCAAGUUUACACCACGAAGUGGCAAUGGCCCUUGGAGAUAACCAAAAUUAGCAUAAUCACGUUGAGUUGUUCUAGAAAAUAUAUUUAAAUAAUUUUCUCGGGUCUUCUUUCCACCUUUUCCUCCUAUAUACCUCAGAACACCAUGUGAUUUUAGUUCGCCCAGAGCUUGAGGACAAGGAGUACAAGCACUCGAUCGUAGGCUUCGGAGAAAUUUCCUAGAGUAUUUCAUAGUCAACGAAGGCGAAUUAUACAGGGGCACCCAACGGCAAUUUUCGGGAAAAUAUCUGUUCGGAAGACGAUUUGAGAACUAGAAUUUUCGGAACAUUUGUUGUAAAAUUUCUUGCUUGCCUGCCUCUCCUAGGAUUUUCGAACAUCUACAAAAUGGUAUAAUUACCCAUUUUAAACGGAUAUUUACCCUAAAAAAGGCCACCUAGAAUUUUCGGGAGCCUUUUCCUGGCUGAAAUUUUCUAAAAGGUAAGUUUUGAUCCCUAUAAUUUUCGGAUCACUAGACUUUCAGCUAGGAAAUCCGAACAGAUGAAAAGUUUUUAGGGGAUAAAAAUAUGCCUAUAUCUACCGUUUAAAUACUAAAAUACGUUCAGCAAUGCUAUGUUAAGUGGUUUUGAACUAUAUCCUCGUUGGGUGCCCCUGAUUAUAUAGUAUGCGAGUGGCGGCCAACAACUUGUGAAGUGGAAAACCGAUCGUGCAGAAGCCGACCACCAGUUAAGUCGGGGCCAGGAUUCAAGGAAACGUCCAUAAAUAUCGUAAUGUCUUGAGGAGGAUCAUGACCAGGCACGAGCAAACUAGUGUAACCGCGUACAUUUGUAUUGGGAAUAGCAUGAUUUGUAGUGAUAUUUGGCAUAACAAGUGAUAUUUCAAAAUUGUUACAUGUAAUUUCACGAGCUGAUAGGUGAGGGAAAUUUGAGACAAUUUUGAAAUAUCACGAGUGGUACUUAUGCCAAAUAUCUCGCACAAAUCAUACUAUUAUUUGUUUACUCUACUACCCGCAAAAGGUUUGUAAUUUUCACAUGUAGGUUUUUCAGAUUAAGCUGAAAUACCACUACUCUAAGCCAAUCAAAUUGCAGAAAUUUCUCAUGUAGUAGUGUAAGAUGUCAUUUUGUGAAAUUUGGCAUUCGUUUUCUUGGGCUCCCGUGUGAAAUUUUCUUUGGUGUUAUUACAGAUAACUAAUUACAACUAUAGCCCUUGAAAAAUGUAAAAAAGAAUGCGAUAUUGUUUAAAUUAUUUUGGUACAAGAUUUUUGUCCACUGAAAAUAAAAUUUCUCAAUUUCCUGAUGGAUUCCGUCUUAAUUACUUUAAAAUCUCAACUUGAGACUUUAGAGACUUUAGAAGAGCUUUACUUCUUACAUACAUCUACACUGUACAGUCGAAUCUCCAUUUGCGACCACCUCUCGUUAGCGACCAUCUCCCAUAAGCGACCACCAAUUCAAAACACCAAAAUUUUGGGGCGAUCUGCACCUAUACCGUAUAUUGUCUAGAGGUGGUUUCCAAACCUUUCGAGCCCGAAAAGCGGCUUUAUGUUUACCGUUUUGGCAUUCAGGAUCAAAUUGAAAAUGAUACAAUGAAAGUAUCAGUUGACGGUUGUGAGCAGGAAACUUUCAUGGUACUAUUCAAUAGGUUUUGAAUUUAAAAUUCGCUGACGGGCCCGAAAAGUUACCGGGCAUUUCGGAAAAAGGGGCCCCUGGGACCUGUUUCUCGGAAGUCCCGGUAACUUUUCGGGCCCGGAGAGCUGUUUUGUGUUUGCCGUUUACCUUUAAGAUCAAAGUUUCAAUAAUCUUGAAAAUGAUACAAUGAAACUAUUAGUUAACGAAGCAAAAUUGACAGGUUUGUGAGCUAGGAACUGUGCUGCUAUUCAACAGGUUUUAAUUUUAAAAUUUGCCUUCGGGCCCGAAAAGUUACCGAGCCUUUCGAAAAACGGGGCCCUAGGCCCCUUUUUGGAAAGUCCCCGUAACUUGCCCCGUACUUACUUUAAGGGAGGUCUCCGCCUCCCGUAAGGUUACCGGGGAAUCAGAAACUAACAAAAUGGCUGCUGAACGCAAGCUGUGGAAGGAGACCAGGGGCCCGUUUCUCGAAAGUGCCGAUAAUUAACAGGCCCGUAAAGCUGUAGUUGUUUUCAUGCAAGAUAGAGGUUUCAAUAGUUUUGCAUCUAGCAUGAUAAAACUAUGAGUUAAGGAAACAAAAUGGAGCAGUUUGUUAACCAGGACCCGCGCUCUUAUUUUUUUAUAUUUCGAUUUGAAAAUUUGAUUUCGGGCCCGAAACGUUACCGGGAUUUUCGAGAAACGGGCUCCAGCACAGUCUUUCCAAAAACGACUGAUUGUUGCCGACAUCCCCGAUUCCAAAAUCUCAGGGCGAAACAGUCGAAUAUUAGAGAUCUAUUUAUUUUUACAAAGUUUAUCAAAAUGUGCGUUGAAAAGGUACGAAAAUCCAGACGUUUCGAGGGUGCUCCCUCUUCCUCAGUGGUUUUGGUUCGUAUUAGGGAUCUGCCGAUCGGAAAUCGGCGACGGUAGUGAAAAACGUCAAUGAAAGCCCAACUUCGCCUCCUUUCAAAUGUUUUGAAUCGUGAUUCUUUACAACUCGCUCAGUCUGGGAAAUUAAGCUAGAGCUGAAGAGAGAGGACCGCCUUAAACCCUAGAACCGCUUAGUAAAAUCAAAUCGCCCUGCCGUUCAGGUUCUCAAGAGUUUAUAACAUUUGGUCAUUUCACGUCGUAGUUGUGAAGGGACAGCAAAGAAAUUGAAAGAAAAGCUUGAUGCACAUGCCGAGUUGCUGUUUUGCUUAUUAAACCUAUUGAGAUUUUAAGCGUUUUAGUUGCCUUCGCCAUCAGAGUUUUGUAAGGUCCCUAUCAAGCAGCCAUGACGUCGACGCCAGCGCAAACAUCACGAACAAGUCGAGUUCGUGCUUUUUCGAACUUCAUCGUCAAGUUAAAUUCAGGCCUUAUUUUAUAAACUGUAAAAGCGUAAUUUGGGUCUUCAACUGCGAUGAUCUCCAUUUUUCAAAAAACAAACCGAUGAAUUACAUGCCUUACUUUUCUUGUAACACACGUUUUAAAAUUAUUAUUAUUUUUAAUUCUGUAAGUUACUUGUUAUCAUUUCUGUACCUCCUACUCCCAUUACAUCAACUUGUUUACACGUCACAGGUUUCGUAUUUAAAGGGCUAACUUUACUUAUAAAGAUGUCAUUUUAUUAAACAAUUGGUCAGUAAAUUUACUUUGGAAGUAAGAAGUAUAUUUUCUUAUGACAAAAGUGCAACUUACAAUCUUACAAAUUUAGCAAAUUAUGAUGUCAACGAAUUGAUUUUUUCAGAACAAAAAGCUGCUUUUUUGUAAAAGACGCAAAAAUCGGCAAAUGUAAAGAAUAAAUUUCUAAACUGAUUAAGGGAAAGGGAAAAAGGUAAAUAAGUUAUUUCUGCUCCUCUGCUGUGCUCUUGUGGUUUGUCCAAAAAAUUAGAUCUUGAACCAAUAUGGAACAGUCAAAAAGCAAUGUUCCAUUGUCUCUAAACGCUGAGAGGAAUGCCUAUUGCAUGCAUUCUAAAGGUUAGUUUCUUUUCUUUUAGCUAAUAGUUAGCAUGCAGUGAAAAUGAACAGUGCCGAUAACAAAAGUUUACGUUUAGUAUAUUCCCUUUUUAAAUCUUUUGACGUUUGCUUUUAAUCUUCAUAGGUUUCCAUGCAACUGUGCCGGAACCAUUUGUGUCAAGCAAGCCAGGAGAGGCCUCUAAUUUGCCACUUCCAUUGUCGAAGGUUAAUUCAAUCCCGGGUGAUGCAAGCAUGUUUCCUCACAGCGAUUGGUAUGUGCAGGUUUCGCUCUUGGAAAUUUUUGUACAAGUCAUGCACCAGGAGAUCAUCACGUUAGAAGUAGAUUCUAGUGAUACUAUCGGAAGUUUGAAGGAGAAAAUCAAAGACAAGAAAGGCUUUCCAGCUGAAGAGCAACUUCUCUUCUUUCAAAGAGAAGAAUUGAAAGACGACCGAACAGUCAGUGACUACAACAUUCAGAAUAAAUCAACCGUGAUCUUAUCACUCCAAAUAUAUCGUUUGGAAGUUACUAUCCUUUCGGAGGGCACGAGACUAGUUACCCUUGAAGUGAACCCGACUGAUUCCAUCUUAGAGCUCAAACGGGAAAUACAAAACAUUACAGGUGUUCCGCCAAAAGAGCAAAGUCUCCGCUUUGAUGGCAUAGAACUAAAAAAUGAACGCACUAUUUUUGAGUACAAUAUCCAGAACAAGUCAUACAUU
Messenger RNA from Porites lobata, 15374 nucleotides. NCBI's taxonomy places the organism in Eukaryota, Metazoa, Cnidaria, Anthozoa, Scleractinia, Poritidae. The record is from the annotation of a GenBank genome assembly.